AUGCUAAUUGCGCUUAAUACAAACUCUACUCCAACUACAACAACUACGACAACUACUUCAACUUCAUCAGCUUCACCAACACCAGCAAUUACAUCGACUAAAACAACUUCAUCGAGCACAACAAAUUCACUGACUACAACAAUUUCACCAACCACGACACCUAGACUGACUACAACAACUUCACCAACCACAACACCUACACCGACUACAACAACUUCACCAACCACAACACCUAAAACGACUACAACAACUUCACCAACCACCCAACUGCACCGACUACAACAACUUCACCAACCACAACACCUACAACGACUACAACAACUUCACCAACCACAACACCUACACCGACUACAACAACUUCACCAACCACACCGACUACAACCACUUCAUCAACUACAACAACUACAUCUAUAA
Messenger RNA from Mytilus californianus (California mussel), 414 nucleotides. Its product is annotated as integumentary mucin C.1-like. Lineage: Eukaryota; Metazoa; Mollusca; Bivalvia; Mytilida; Mytilidae. The transcript has a single exon. The record is from RefSeq and is a predicted model, not a curated record. Bases 1 to 414 code for a protein of 137 amino acids.